Molecule: messenger RNA, 1196 nt
Organism: Opisthocomus hoazin
Lineage: Eukaryota; Metazoa; Chordata; Aves; Opisthocomiformes; Opisthocomidae
Source: RefSeq, a predicted model, not a curated record
ACGCGCCAGCUGAGAAAAACCAGAGAACCCUCAAAGCGGCCGGAGCUCCUGGGUGGGGGGCAAAUCUGGCAUCUUUGGCCCCCGUCCACGCUUUGUGCCUGACAAUGGUCGGGAUCGACGACUAACGCGCUGUUAUUAACCGCUCCCCUAGAUCUGGCCCGCAGAAGAUGGCCGCUUCGGUGAGGACGUUCCCAGUUGCCCUGUGGACACCGACGCCCUGGCCGGGAGCAAACACCACGGCGGUGGCAGAGGCGAAGUGCGUCUUCAACGAGGAGUUCAAGUUCAUCCUGCUGCCCAUCUCCUACAGCAUCGUCUUUGUGGUGGGGCUGCCCCUCAACUCCUGGGCCCUGUGGAUGUUCAUCGCCAGGAUGAGGCCCUGGAAUGCCACCACCACCUACAUGUUCAACCUGGCCGUCUCCGACACGCUCUACGUCCUCUCCCUCCCCACCCUGGUCUACUACUACGCCGACCGCAACAACUGGCCCUUCGGAAAGUGGCUCUGCAAGAUCGUGCGCUUCCUCUUCUACGCUAACCUCUACAGCAGCAUCCUCCUCCUGACGUGCAUCAGCGUCCACCGCUACGUGGGCAUCUGCCACCCCAUCCGCUCCCUGAAGUGGGUGAAGACCAAGCAAGCCCGCGUCAUUUGCGUGGGCGCCUGGCUUGUCGUCGCCGUCUGCCUCAUCCCCAACCUCAUCUUCGUCACCACCAGCUCCAAGGGCAACAGCACCCUUUGCCACGACACCACCAAGCCCGAGGAGUUCGACCAUUACGUGCACUACAGCUCCUCCGUCAUGGCCCUCCUCUUUGGGGUCCCCUUCCUGGUGAUUGUCCUGUGCUACUGCCUGAUGGCCAAGAGACUCGGCAAGUCCAGCUUCUCCAGCCCCGGCCCUCGGAUGCCCUCCUACAAGAAGCGCUCCAUCAAGAUGAUCAUCAUCGUGCUCACCGUCUUCGCCGUCUGCUUCGUGCCCUUCCACAUCACCCGGACCAUCUACUACACCUCCCGCUACGUCCAAGCCCACUGCCAGACCCUCAACGUCAUCAACCUCACCUACAAAAUCACCCGGCCCCUGGCCAGCAUCAACAGCUGCCUUGACCCCAUCUUGUACUUCAUGGCUGGGGACAAGUACCGGGGGCGGCUGCGCCAGGGGCCAGCCCACCGGCUCCAGCCCAUGCCCACGGGCGACCUGGCGCUGGUG